GUUCUUUCUUCAUGUGAAAAAUCUAUUUUCCUUUGAUAUAUUGUCGAGUUAUAAUUACCAAAAAACUAAAAUUUAAGGAUAACUGAGUUAAAUGUGUGAUUAACCGUAGUCUUGUAUAUGUGAAAAUAUAUCAGAAAAUAUGACUACCGAAUCUGCGCUUCCGCUACCUCGAUUGCCCGUACCGGAUAUUCGUGCCGAAGUAGCGUUCCAACAUUCACAGAAACAAAACCAGAGGACACAAGAAUAUCGACUUCGCCCACCGAAGUUAAGAUUGGCAAACCGCAGCCACUUAUCAACGUGUAUGUCCACAACAGCGCAUGCGAUUUCAUUUCGUGGUGAAUCUGAUGGCAACUGCAAUGCAUUACCCGAAUUAGAUGCCAAUGCGUUGAGCGGUUCAUAUGAUCGCUCAAUGAACGAAACUUAUUUUGAACAAUGUUUUACGCGCCUUGCGAAAAUUGGCGAAGGCUCUUUUGGCGAAGUUUUCAAAGUCCGUUCCAACGAAGAUGGACGUAUGUACGCGAUAAAAAUGUCAAAAGAACUUUAUCGCAGUGAGCAUUAUCGACAAGAGCGACUAGAGGAGGUACGUCGUUAUGAGCAAUUUUCUGGUCAUGCAAAUUUUGUGCAAUUUUACCGCGCGUGGGAGCAAAACGACCGUUUAUACAUGCAAAUGGAACUAUGUCGUGAAAGUUUGGACAGAUAUUUAGUACGACGUCGACAUAUACCUGAAGAAACAAUUUGGAAUAUUUUACUAGACUUGUUGCUUGCAUUAAAGAAUCUUCAUGACAGAAAUCUCAUUCAUUUGGAUAUAAAAUUGGAUAACGUUUUGAUAGGGGAUGACGACAGUUGUAAAUUGGCUGAUUUUGGUUUGGUUAUUGAUGUAGAUAGAGCAAACCGCCAUCAAGCAACGGAAGGAGACUCUCGUUACAUGGCGCCGGAAAUACUACAGGGAAAAUUUUCGAAAGCCGCUGAUAUUUUUAGUCUGGGAGUUGCAAUGCUUGAAUUGUCUUGUUAUUUGGAAUUGCCACACAAUGGACCAUUAUGGCAACAAUUACGUAGUGGAGUUUUACCACAAGAUUUUAUGAAAAACAUAUCACCGGAACUAGAAGUACUCAUAAGGCAAAUGAUGUCGCCUGAUCCUGAUUCCCGACCAACUGUGGACCACCUUUUAAGUCAUAAAAAGCUAGUUUGCUUAAUGGAGCGUAGAGAUCGAUGGAAGCUAUUAAUAAAAAUGAAACAAACAAUACGGCGUUCACGCAGAGUGGCGUGGUCAAAAUUGUGUAAUUUGAAGCAAAUAAUUUUUAAUUUCGUCACAUCUAUUCUUAGUGCUUACAUCCACCGCGAUACGAUCAGUAAUGAGCACAAACUGAAUGGUUCUCCGCUACAACAGCAUCUUAGAGAUAAACGACCACCUUUGAUCUCCCUGCGUUUACAUGCAUCAACACCUACCGCAGGAAAUGUGCGAAAUACUCCAAUCGAAUUUUUACCAGGCGAAAACUGCUUGCACUUAUCUCAACAAAGCACACCUAUAACCUUUGCGACGCAUAAUAAAAUUGUAAACUCAACUCCUGUAAAUCACAAUAACCACAGUUUCCGCUCACGCAAGGAUUUAACUAAGACAAGUUUUAAAGCGGUAGAGAACGAGUGUGGUAUCGAAAAUUUUAAUGACAUUCAAUCUUCACCAAACGCAAUAAGUCGACCAAAUAGUUUCCUCAAUUUAGAGGACUUGGAACAGAACUCACCAGCUUUUGUCUCGUUGGAUAAAUCGAGUCUUCAAGAGUGCCGAAAGAAACUCUUUACGAAAAUGGAUAAUUAACCAACUACUAGAUAUGUAGAGAAAGCUGCUUUGGUAAUAAUUGAAAAUUCACGCCAAAUUCGUAAGAGUUUAAAUUAAUAUAAUAUUAAUAUAUUACAUAACAAUAAUAAUAAUUGCAUACAAGCUUCAAGAAAAACGUAUGCUUUUUUACGUUAGAUGUAAGCAGAAUUACGUAAAUUCUACGCAGGAGCACACACGUAUUUACCAUCUGUAAUAAGUGCUAUUUGCUCAAAAAAAGUUAACUGAAAAUUGAAUUGAAAUAAUGUUUGUUUUGUUGUAGUCUGGUAGGAAUGUAAGUUAUAUUUUCGGCGAUGCAUAUGUGAUAUGUUAAUACAAUAUACUUUAUACAUACAUACAUACAAACUUAUAUAAAAAUAUUAUAUACGAAAUGCACAAUGCAUAUUUUGUUGAUUUUUAUGAAUCAUAUACAUAUAGAUGGAUAGAAGUAGGUGCCUGUUAAUUUUUAUCUGCAAUGCAAAACU
Messenger RNA from Bactrocera tryoni, 2295 nucleotides. RefSeq names its product membrane-associated tyrosine- and threonine-specific cdc2-inhibitory kinase. Lineage: Eukaryota; Metazoa; Arthropoda; Insecta; Diptera; Tephritidae. Bases 140 to 1813 code for a protein of 557 amino acids. The record is from RefSeq and is a predicted model, not a curated record. Gene Ontology annotation, biological process: protein phosphorylation. Gene Ontology annotation, molecular function: protein kinase activity; ATP binding. The transcript has 6 exons.